Molecule: messenger RNA, 5599 nt
Organism: Drosophila kikkawai
Lineage: Eukaryota; Metazoa; Arthropoda; Insecta; Diptera; Drosophilidae
Gene: Toll-6
Product: Toll-like receptor 6
Biological process (GO): signal transduction
Cellular component (GO): extracellular matrix
Molecular function (GO): protein binding
Source: RefSeq, a predicted model, not a curated record
GCGCACGUUGCGGCAGUCAGUCGAAAAUCAGCCAACGUGCGCGUUACAUUACGAACCGGAUAACCAUCGGCGCUGCACCACUCUCGAGUCCCAUAGAAAGAAAAAAAAAACAUAAGAAAUUGGGUUCAGCCGAAAAAGUGAUAAUAGAAUUCGCGCCCGCAGCUAAAUUAAAAUUCAUCAGAGGUUCCUACAGACGCGACGCGAGUUUCGAAACAAAAAACCCGGAAUAAACCGAACAAAUUCAAAUUGAGAAAACGAAUAAUCAAACGCAAAACGAAUAGGAAAAUUUAAAAUUUUAAAAAUUCAACACCAAAAGUGCUAUAAAAUGUGCCGGGUGUAAAACGAGAGAGAACAUAAUUAACUAACGAAAGAAAAUUGGGAAAAUCUGGCCUGAAGCUGAGGGAGCACAAGCCGAAAAUAUGUGCGCAGACUUUUCCUUUGCCAGCCAGUGGAAUUGAUUUUCUUUUCGUUUCUCCCACAAUCCCACAACAACUUCCCUCCUCCGCACCUUUUCUGGUCCAAAGAGUUCGAGUGGCCACCAUGAUCUACUAUACGCUCCUACUCCUUCUCGCCCUGCCCUCGGUCCUGGCCCAGGAUCAGCAGCAGCAGCAGCACACCACGGAGUCCCUGUCGACCAAGCACCAGCAGCAGUCGCACUCCAAUGCCAUUAUGGGCGAGGCCGGUGUCUCCAACACCCAGUUGAUGCAGCCCGCCACUCCGGCAAGGACUCUGCGUCCCCUGAGCUCCGGCUCUGGCGGGGAUCAGGCCCUGUACGACGCUCCCGAUGACUGUCACUUUAUGCCGGCCGCUGGCCUGGACCAGCCGGAGAUUGCGCUUACCUGCAACCUGCGGACGGUGAACAGCGAGUUCGACACCACGAACUUUAGCGUGAUUCCCGCAGAGCACACCGUGGCCUUGCACAUCCUCUGCAACGACGAGAUCAUGGCCAAGAGCCGGCUGGAGGCCCAGUCCUUUGCCCACUUGGCCAGGCUCCAGCAGCUGUCCAUCCAGUACUGCAAGCUGGGACGCCUGGGUCGCCAGGUGCUCGAUGGCCUCGAGCAGCUAAAGAAUCUCACGCUGCGCACCCACAACAUCCUGUGGCCAGCCCUCAACUUUGAGAUCGAGGCGGAUGCCUUCUCGGUGACCCGGAGGCUGGAGCGGCUUGACCUGAGCUCCAACAAUAUCUGGUCCCUGCCGGACAACAUCUUUUGCACGCUGUCCGAGCUGUCGGCUCUGAACAUGAGUGAGAACCGCCUGCAGGAUGUCAACGAGCUGGGCUUCCGGGAUCGCAGCAAGGAGGCCGCACCGACUGGCUCCACCGAGGCCAGUUCCACAACCGAGUCGGGCAAGAAAGCUGGCAGCAGCAGCAGUAGCUCCAGUAGCUGUUCCCUCGACUUGGAGUACCUGGAUGUGAGCCACAAUGAUUUUGUUGUCCUGCCAGCCAAUGGUUUUGGCACUCUGAGGCGCCUGCGAGUCCUGUCGGUGAACAACAAUGGCAUCUCGAUGAUAGCCGACAAGGCGCUCAGUGGUUUAAAGAACCUGCAGAUCCUGAAUUUGAGUUCCAACAAAAUCGUGGCCCUGCCCACAGAGCUGUUCGCCGAGCAGGCCAAGGUCAUCCAGGAGGUGUACCUGCAAAACAACUCGAUUAGUGUCCUGAAUCCGCAGCUCUUCUCGAACCUGGACCAGUUGCAGGCUUUAGAUCUCUCGAUGAACCAGAUAACGUCCACGUGGAUCGACAAGAACACCUUUGUGGGCCUGAUCCGUCUGGUCCUGCUUAACCUGUCACACAACAAGCUGACCAAGCUGGAGCCGGAGAUCUUCAGCGACCUGUACACCCUGCAGAUCCUGAAUCUGCGCCACAACCAGCUGGAGAACAUAGCGGCCGACACCUUCGCCCCGAUGAACAACCUGCACACGCUGCUGCUGUCCCACAACAAGCUGAAGUACCUGGACGCGUAUGCCCUGAACGGGCUGUAUGUCCUGUCGCUGCUCUCGCUGGACAACAAUGCGCUGAUUGGCGUGCAUCCGGACGCCUUCCGCAACUGCAGUGCCCUACAGGACCUCAAUCUGAAUGGCAAUCAACUGAAAACGGUGCCCCUGGCCUUGAGGAACAUGCGACACCUCAGGACCGUGGAUCUGGGCGAGAAUAUGAUUACUGUGAUGGAGGACAGUGCCUUCAAGGGGCUGGGAAAUCUCUACGGCCUCCGCCUGAUUGGCAACUAUCUGGAGAAUAUUACAAUGAAUACGUUCAGGGAUCUGCCCAGCCUGCAGAUUCUGAAUCUGGCCAGGAAUCGCAUUGCUGUUGUGGAGCCCGGUGCCUUCGAGAUGACCUCAAGCAUUCAGGCUAUCCGCCUGGAUGGCAAUGACUUGAACGACAUCAAUGGACUGUUCAGCAACAUGCCUUCCCUGCUCUGGCUGAACAUCUCCGACAAUCGCCUGGAGAGCUUCGACUAUGGCCACGUUCCCGCUACCCUGCAGUGGCUGGAUCUGCACAAGAACCGCCUCAGCUCCCUGUCCAAUCGCUUCGGCCUGGACGCCGAGCUGAAGCUGCAGACCCUGGACGUGAGUUUCAACCAGAUCCAGCGCAUAGGGCCCAGCUCCAUACCCAACUCCAUAGAGCUGCUGUUCCUGAACGACAACCUCAUUACGACCGUGGAUCCGGACACCUUCAUGCACAAGACCAACCUCACGAGGGUGGAUCUCUACGCCAAUCAGAUAACCACGCUGGACAUCAAGUCGCUGCGGAUCCUGCCCGUGUGGGAGCAUCGGCCCCUGCCCGAGUUCUAUAUCGGCGGCAAUCCCUUCACCUGCGACUGCAACAUCGACUGGCUGCAGAAGAUAAACAAUGUGAAUCACAUCACCUCCCGCCAGUAUCCCAGGAUCAUGGAUCUGGAGACCAUCUACUGCAAGCUGCUGAACAACAGGGAACGUGCCUACAUUCCCCUGAUUGAGGCCGAGCCCAAGCACUUCCUGUGCACCUACAAGACCCACUGCUUCGCCGUGUGCCACUGCUGCGAGUUCGAUGCCUGCGACUGCGAGAUGACCUGCCCCACGAACUGCACCUGCUUCCACGACCAGACCUGGUCCACGAACAUUGUGGAGUGCUCUGGGGCCGGCUACUCCGAGAUGCCGCGUCGCGUGCCCAUGGACACCACCGAGCUGUACAUUGAUGGCAACAACUUUGUGGAGCUGGCGGGCCACUCCUUCCUGGGCCGCAAGAACCUGGCCGUCCUCUAUGCCAACAACUCGAACGUAGCCCACAUUUACAACACCACCUUCAGCGGGCUGAAGCGCCUGUUGAUCCUGCACCUGGAGGACAACCACAUAGUCAGUCUGGAGGGCAACGAGUUCCACAAUCUGGAAAACCUGCGGGAGCUGUACUUGCAGUCCAACAGGAUAGCCAGCAUUGCCAACGGCAGCUUCCAGAUGCUGAGGAAGCUGGAGGUCCUGCGACUGGAUGGCAACCGUCUGAUGCAUUUCGAGGUCUGGCAGCUGAGCGCCAAUCCUUACCUGGUGGAGAUUAGCCUGGCCGACAACCAGUGGAGCUGCGAGUGCGGCUACCUGUCGCGGUUCCGCAACUACCUGGCCCAGAGCUCUGAGAAGAUAGUGGAUGCCCCGCGUGUGAGCUGCAUCUACAACAAUGCCACCAGCGUGCUAAGGGAGAAGAACGGCACCAAGUGCACCCUACGCGACGGCGUGGCCCACUAUAUGCACACCAACGAGAUUGAGGGUUUGCUUCCGCUGCUCCUGGUGGCCACCUGUGCCUUUGUGGCCUUCUUUGGCCUGAUCUUUGGACUCUUCUGCUACCGCCACGAGCUGAAGAUGUGGGCCCACUCCACCAGCUGCCUCAUGAACUUCUGCUACAAGACCCCGCGGUUUGUUGACCAGCUGGACAAGGAGCGUCCGAACGACGCCUACUUUGCGUACAGCCUGCAGGAUGAGCACUUUGUGAACCAGAUCCUGGCACAGACUUUAGAGAACGACAUUGGCUACAGGCUGUGCCUUCACUACCGGGAUGUGAACACCAAUGCCUACAUCACGGACGCCCUCAUCGAGGCCGCCGAGAGCGCCAAGCAGUUCGUCCUGGUGCUGUCCAAGAACUUCCUGUACAACGAGUGGAGUCGGUUCGAGUACAAGAGCGCCCUCCAUGAGCUGGUGAAGCGCAGGAAGCGCGUGGUGUUCAUCCUGUACGGGGAUUUGCCGCAGCGUGACAUCGACAUGGACAUGGGACACUACCUGCGCACGAGCACCUGCAUCGAGUGGGACGACAAAAAGUUCUGGCAGAAGCUGCGCCUCGCCCUGCCCCUGCCCAAUGCCCGGAGCAACAACAACAAGCGAGUGGUGGCCGGCUGUCUGUCAGGACGCACUCCCUCCGUGAACAUGUACGCCACGAGCCACGAGUAUCAGGCCACGAACGGGGGCGUGAUUCCGCCGCCCUCGGCCCGCUAUGCGGACUGUGGGGGCAACAACUAUGCCACGAUUAACGAGUGCGGAGCCACCGCUGGACGCGGCUACAAGGCCAUUCCCACCUCGGCCUCGGCGGCGGCGGCUGCCUGCAAGUUCAACACCAUGAACCAGCUGUCCAAGAAGCAGCAGCGGGAGCUCAGUGUGGCCGGAAUGGCCAAGACGCUGGAGCAUCAGCACCAUCACCACCACGCCUCCGCCAUUGGUGGAGGCCACCAGGCCAGCCAGAGGAGGAGCCAGCACGAGUACGCGGUGCCCAGCUACCUGCCCAGUGUGGGCGGCGCAGCGCCCGCCUACGACAGCGUGGACUAUGCCAAGCAGCAGCAGAUCCGCAACAAUGCCAACUGUGAGUGCAUCAAUCUGGGCAGCGGCACAGGGAAGAGGUCACAGCUGGUGAAGAGCGCCGCCUCCGGGCUGCCCUCCAGCUUCAGCUCGAACUUUGUGGCGCCCGGAGGAGCCGUGGCAGGGGCCUACAACUGCAAGAAGGCCUGCACCUGCAAUGGCGAUGACGACCUCCUGUGCAGCUGCGGCGGCGGAGGCGGCUCCAUCGGGGUCAACCUGCUGGAGAGCGGCACCCAGAGCAGCGUCACCAUGAGCAGCAGCAGCAACAACAGCCGCCAGCCGGAGCUCACGCACUACGAGUCCAACUUGAGCCUCAACGACGACGACGAGGACGAGGAUCUGGAUCAGCAGAAGAACCUGUGGGCGUAACGGGGUUAAGUCCAGGUUCGAGGAGAACGAACAAACCAGCAGGAGACAGACUGCGCAACCAGUGAAUUUAUAAAACUUAAAAGGAAACUUAAACCCUAAAGCAUAAACUAUAAAUAACUCUAAAUUAAUGGGAAUACGAGGCGUUAGCAUACUUUUUGGGAUGGUUCAAACAGACUGAUACUUUUAGUUCUUUGCAUAAAUUAAAAUUGAUAAUCCUGUGUAAAUACUGCCCAAGGUAUCCUUGAGAUUUAAAUAGUUUAACCCAUGUAAAAAUUACACGAAACGGUUUUUAUAUAAGGGCCUGUACAUAGUUACGAAUAUAAUAAUAUAUAAUAAUUUCCUAAUUUAUUAAAUAUUACAUAAACAGAUACUACGUAAGCAAACCAUGUUGAAUAAAAAUAAAAAUACGAGAAGAAAAACCAAA